Molecule: messenger RNA, 3461 nt
Organism: Nilaparvata lugens (brown planthopper)
Lineage: Eukaryota; Metazoa; Arthropoda; Insecta; Hemiptera; Delphacidae
Product: WASH complex subunit 5-like
Exons: 21
Coding region: 83-3379 (1098 amino acids)
Biological process (GO): endosome organization; regulation of actin nucleation; actin filament polymerization
Cellular component (GO): endosome; WASH complex
Source: RefSeq, a predicted model, not a curated record
UCACUUGUUUAAAAGAUGAUAAUAAAUGUUUAAAAUAUGAUAAUAAAUGUGUAGAGUUUGCUAGUAAUAAUAUUAAUUGAAAAUGAGUGCUGAUGACUUCUUAGCAGAUAAUAAUCCUUGUGGGACCUAUCUCUUGAAAUUAGUUUCCAGGGGUAAUGCAAUUAUAGCUGAAUUACUUAGGUUAAAAGAUUAUAUACCACCAGUGUUCAAGUGGGACAAGAAACAAGACCAAAUCAAGUAUGCAGACAUUGUGUCAGACUUUUCAUAUUUUGAAAAGUUGGAUGAGUUUGAUAAGAAGAUUGAAAAUGAUAUGACCCUCCAGGAUCUAGAUGACGAGUUCAGAGAGGGUCAUAUCGACAUUCUGGAAAGAUUCUACAACGCGUUUGAGAGCAUACAAAAGUAUGCAUCCGAUUUGAAUGGGUACAUUGAAGAUCUCGAGGAAGGUGUCUACAUUCAGCAAACUCUGGAAUCGGUUAUACUCUGUGAAGAGGGUAAACAACUCUUGUGUGAGUCAGUGCACCUGUACGGAGUGAUGUUGAUAGUGGUGGACCUUCACAUUAGUGGCGACAUCCGAGAGCGCCUGCUUGUGUCCUACUACCGCUAUUCGGCGCAGAGGGCCAGCAGCAGCCAUAUUGAUGACGUAUGCAAACUUCUCCGGUCCACUGGAUUCUCAAUGGGCAAACGGCCACCUAAUUAUCCUGAAGACUAUUUUCGUCGCACCCCCCUCAAAGACGACCUAAUCGACUUAGUGAUCGGCCGCCUGCGUUCGGAUGACAUCUACAACCAGAUGUCGGCCUACCCUCACCCCGACCACAGGAGCACCGCCCUCGCCAACCAGGCGGCCAUGUUGCACGUCUGCCUCUACUUCCAGCCGCAGACUCUGCACAACCAGCAGGCGCGCAUGCGCGAGACCAUCGACAAGUUCUUCAACAACAACUGGGUAAUAAGCAUCUACAUGGGUCUAACAGUGAACCUGGUUGAUGCGUGGGAGCCUUACAAGGCAGCCAGGCAAGCAUUGGCCAAUACACUGCAGCUUGACAAUAUUAAACGAGAAGCUAGCGAGUACCUCAGACAACUAGAGCAACUCAUUGAAACUCUCCAGCAUAAACUGAAAGCCGGUGGCAUAAACAAAAUGAAUGUUUUGGAGCAUAUAAAUAAGGAUAUAAAUUUAGUGAGAAAGUGCAAUGUAACUCUGAGAUGGUUGAUGCUUCAUACUACAAGCUCCUAUAGUGUUAUGGAGGGCACAAAAAAGAGCAAACAAAUCCGAGAUAUGGUAAUGGAGGUCAUACAGAAUAAUUCGCGUAUUUUUCAAUUACUGUUGGAUACUUCAGAGUUUGAGCUUGAGAUCAAGGAACUGUUCAAAGUGUUAUUGCAAGAAAGAGAAAGUGAAUGGGAGAAAUGCAAAACUGGUAGCAUUGAAAGAAUGAAAGAGCUGUCUGAUGUUUUUUCUGGAGCGAAAUCCCUGGCCAGAGUGGAGCAAAAUGAAAAUCUUCAAAAGUGGUUCGCUGAAAUAUCAAACCAAAUUGACAUUAUGAAGUUGGAAGAGCCGGUGGAGUCCAAUAAUAAAAUUGUCAGGCUGAUUCAGGCUUUGGAUGAGGUACAAGGUUUCCACCAGCUCACCAGCAAUCAUAUGGUGACCCAGUUGCUGUCGGAAACUCGAAAACUGCUGCACCAAAUGGUGCACGGCAACAACAUAAAAGAAUCGGUUCUCAUUAACUUGCAGAUAAUCGGCGAUUUCAGCUACGCGUGGAAGAUCAUCGAAACGUACACUGCGCAGAUGCAGACCAGCAUUAAGCAUGAGCCGUCGCUGGUGUCCAAGUUGAGAGCUACUUUCUUGAAGUUAUCGUCAGCGAUGGAGAUCCCUCUGAUGCGCAUCAACCAGGCUGGUAGCCUUGACCUAGUCUCAGUGUCACACUACUACAGCCAUGAGUUGGUCGCCUACAUACGGCGGGUGGUGCAUAUCAUACCUGAGUCCAUGUUCGCAAAAAUGGCCGACAUUGUCAGGCUGCAGACGCAUGUCAUCAGAGAACUGCCCACGCGGUUAGACAAGGAUAAACUGAAGGAGUAUGCGCAGCUCGAGGAGAGGAUGAAGGUGGCAAAACUGACCCAUCAAGUGUCAGUGUUCACAGAAGGUGUGCUGCGCAUGAAGAGCACUCUGGUGGGAAUUGUGCGCAUCGAUCCCAAACAGCUGCUAGAGGACGGAAUCAGGAAGGAGCUCGUCUACCAUCUGGCCACGGCGCUACACAACAACCUCACUUUCAACCCCAAGUCAAAGGCUAGUGAACUGGGUGACAAACUGAAUCAAUUAGCUGCAAUCAUGGAUGGACAUCGAAGGUCCUUUGAAUACAUACAAGACUACAUUGGCAUUUAUGGACUGAAAAUUUGGAGCACAGUGUACGCAGAAUCGGCGGUGGCCUGGUUCGACCAGCGAACGCAGAAGGAGGUGGUCAACUUGAAGUUCUUUGGCACGAUUCAGCGGGCAGUGAGCACGUGUGGCCUGACCGGUCUCGACCGCCUCAUCUGCUUCAUGAUUGUCACCGAGAUGCACAACUUCAUGAACCUCCUACAGAAGAAGGUGUUGCGGGAGAAGGCCUGGCUGGAAGCCAUGUCCGAGAUCGCCAAGGCGUUGAGUCCUAACUUCCUCAAUAUUGGAAACCCGGGCAAAACGUACUUGCAACUGGUGAACCGGUGCAUGAACUUACACCGCAUUUGGCCGCAAUACUUGGACUGUGUGUUGCGUGUGGGGCAGUUGCAAUUGCUCAGGAAACAUAUUUUCUAUCAGCUCAACACAUCAUGCAAGUUUGAGUCAAAACAUCUCGCCGCUGCCUUGGAAACGCUGAAUGAGUCACUGAUGAACGACAUCAAGCAUCAGCACAAGGAUGAGAAAGCGGGCGAAGCGAGCCUGCUGGCAACUGAGUUGACCGCCUACCUGGACUGGGCGGGCAUAGGGGAACCUCUCUCCAAGAUCUACCUGACCACCCGGAAUCCGCCCUACUUCUCUCUCAUGUCGUUCCUCUUUGUCAUCUCCCAGCUUUCCAGAAUGCAGUUUGUCACCAAUAUUGGUAAUCUAGUAUGGAAAAAGACAGGCGAACCUUUGGACGGUGUACCGUUCGUAGUGGGUCUGCAGACACUCUUCAGACACUUACAUCCACAGGUCAGGUCUCAGUUACUGCUCUACCUGGGCCAGUAUGUCAACUCCCAUAUAAAUGCAUCUGUCAGCUCCGGAAACAAAGUGACUGAUUUAUCUUCCGAGGUGACAGUAACUAUCGCUUUUCUGAAAAGCUUUUGUUCCUACUCUGGUCUGCCAAGGACUGCCAUCACUGAACACAUUCCUGACCCUAUCAUCGAUUUAUUCUCCAAUGGUUUCAAUAUUAUUUAGAAUUAUUUUUGUUGUUAAAUUAUUUUUUGUUAGGCCCAUUCGAUGCUUCAAUUAUUAUUUUAAAUAAUGUAUGUUAUCUUAU